AUGUCCACCAAGCAAAUCAUCAGCAGCGAGAAGUACCCUCUCAAGCCCCACAACUCCCCUGCCGUGAAGGUCCCUGGCCUCAUCUUUGCGUCCGGUCAGGUCGGUACCGGUGACAUCGAGACUGCCACUAAGCAGUCCGUUGCCGCCCUCAAGGAUGUGCUCGAGCUUGCUGGCUCCUCACUCUCCGCCAUCGUCAAGCUCAACAUCUUCUUGGCUGACAUGAACGACAUGGUCGCCAUGAACGAUGUCAUUGUGCCACUCCUUCCCGAAGGCCCCAAGCCCGCCAGAACCUGCAUCCAGGCGGGCAAGCUUCCUGGUGGUCCGACCGCUCGUAUCGAGAUCGAGGCGAUUGCCCAGGUGUAA
This is a messenger RNA of Cryptococcus amylolentus CBS 6039, 363 nucleotides long. RefSeq lists its product as hypothetical. The coding region runs from base 1 to 363 and encodes 120 amino acids. NCBI's taxonomy places the organism in Eukaryota, Fungi, Basidiomycota, Tremellomycetes, Tremellales, Cryptococcaceae. Gene Ontology annotation, cellular component: mitochondrion; cytosol. The record is from RefSeq and is a predicted model, not a curated record. Gene Ontology annotation, molecular function: deaminase activity. The transcript has 4 exons.